GGCCGGGAGGGCGGCGGGUCGCUCCGCCGGCGGCGGCGUCAACGCGGGGCGGGCGGCGAUGAGGAGGCCGCGGGUGCGCGGCGGGGGCCGGGGCCGCCGGGGCUGAGCUGCUGCUGUCCUCCCUCCCUCCUUCCCUCCUUCCCCCCGCCGGACGGGGGUGGCGAGGGCCGUCCCGCCAUGAACUUGGCCAGCCAGAGCGGCGACGCCGGCAGCGGCCAUCUGCUCUUCGCCAACUUCAACCAGGACAACACAUCCCUUGCAGUUGGCAGUAAAUCAGGCUACAAAUUCUUCUCUCUUUCUUCUGUGGACAAAUUAGAGCAGAUCUAUGAAUGCACUGACACAGAAGAUGUGUGCAUUGUGGAGAGGCUGUUCUCCAGUAGCCUGGUGGCCAUAGUUAGCCUUAAAGCUCCACGCAAGCUGAAGGUUUGUCACUUUAAGAAGGGGACAGAGAUUUGCAACUACAGUUACUCCAACACCAUUUUGGCUGUCAAACUCAAUAGACAGAGGCUGAUAGUUUGUCUGGAAGAGUCUCUUUAUAUACACAACAUACGAGACAUGAAGGUAUUACAUACAAUCAGGGAGACACCUCCCAAUCCUGCAGGGUUGUGUGCUUUAUCAAUAAACAAUGAUAACUGUUACCUGGCCUACCCAGGAAGUGCAACUAUUGGAGAAGUACAAGUCUUUGACACCAUCAAUCUGAGAGCUGCUAAUAUGAUCCCAGCUCAUGAUAGUCCCUUGGCUGCUCUGGCGUUUGACGCAAGUGGUGCUAAACUUGCCACUGCAUCAGAAAAGGGGACAGUAAUAAGGGUGUUUUCCAUUCCAGAGGGACAGAAACUCUUUGAAUUCCGAAGGGGUGUGAAGAGGUGUGUGAGCAUCUGUUCGUUGGCCUUCAGCAUGGAUGGCAUGUUUCUGUCUGCAUCCAGUAACACAGAGACAGUGCACAUCUUCAAACUUGAGACUGUGAAAGAAAAACCUCAGGAAGAGCCUACAACCUGGACAGGUUACUUUGGAAAAGUGCUGAUGGCCUCAACCAGCUACCUGCCCUCUCAAGUCACAGAAAUGUUCAACCAGGGCAGAGCCUUUGCUACAGUCCGCCUGCCCUUCUGUGGGCACAAAAACAUCUGUGCACUUGCCACAAUCCAGAAGAUCCCUCGUUUGUUGGUGGGAGCUGCUGAUGGGUAUCUCUACAUGUACAACCUAGACCCCCAAGAAGGAGGAGAGUGCACACUAAUGAAGCAGCACAAGCUGGAUGGCAGUAUGGAGCCAGCCAACGAAAUUCUGGAGUCCGCAUCCCACGAUCGGCCCUUGGUAGCACAGACCUACAGUGCUGCUGUGACUAAAGAUGGCUGCCCGAGCUCAUCUGCUGCAACACUGAGCUGCUCGUAACUGCAGGUGUGAUGUGGAGCAUGGGUGAGCAGUAGGAAAAGAGCACUUGUGAUGUACAGUAGCCUCCUGUAGAUGGAUCACUGGUCUUUGCUACUUUCUGAGUAGAACUUUGUCUCAGAUUGUGGUUGAUUAUUGUAGUGGUAGUUGCAGUGCUUGCCAAACAGUUCUUGAGAUGCCCCAACAAGAUUGUUUCAUACAGGAGUUCUGCAUCCAGACCCCAUGCAAAGUGUCUGAAUUAUAGCCCACCUUUUGUUAACAAGGUUGAUAUGUGCUCCUGUCAUUCCUUUAUGGGAACAGUGACCAUUUAGCCUGAUUUGGUGCUCUGUUAAAUUGAGAGGAUGAGAAUUUGGUUAAUGCUGCAGCUCUCCUAGUGGAGCUUCUACCAUCUUUGUGUGGUACUCAGGUCAGCUCUUCAACUGCACAGGAAGGACAGCCUGGAAGUCUGCACGUGUAGCAGCACUGCUGCAGUUGCAGUUGUAACGCAUGGGUGGAGAUUAAGAAGAACAUCAGCCAGCCCAAAGCACAAGCAGGUGUUGUACAUGUGCAGAGCAGUUCAGUUGUGAUCAUAAACUGGUCUUGGCUGGGAGAAUCACAGUCAUCAUAAAAGCAAACAUGGGGCGGCAGUGAAACCGUUGCAAGUCGUAUCUGCCACUUCAGCUCGAAUCAUUCACCUUGAAUCCAAACCUUAGUUUGUGCUGCUGAUCCCCCAACUACUUGUUCCUUUC
Molecule: messenger RNA, 2111 nt
Organism: Apus apus (common swift)
Lineage: Eukaryota; Metazoa; Chordata; Aves; Apodiformes; Apodidae
Gene: WIPI2
Product: WD repeat domain, phosphoinositide interacting 2
Exons: 12
Coding region: 178-1386 (402 amino acids)
Biological process (GO): protein lipidation; protein localization to phagophore assembly site; nucleophagy
Cellular component (GO): phagophore assembly site membrane; cytosol; extrinsic component of membrane
Molecular function (GO): phosphatidylinositol-3,5-bisphosphate binding; protein binding; phosphatidylinositol-3-phosphate binding
Source: RefSeq, a predicted model, not a curated record